This is a messenger RNA of Hypomesus transpacificus, 3274 nucleotides long. RefSeq names its product rho-related GTP-binding protein Rho6-like. Gene Ontology annotation, molecular function: GTP binding; GTPase activity. Bases 120 to 818 code for a protein of 232 amino acids. The record is from RefSeq and is a predicted model, not a curated record. The transcript has 5 exons. Gene Ontology annotation, biological process: small GTPase-mediated signal transduction. NCBI's taxonomy places the organism in Eukaryota, Metazoa, Chordata, Actinopteri, Osmeriformes, Osmeridae.
UUGGCAGAAACAUGAAAACAGCAUCAUUCUGAGCGCACGGACCGAGGACCUACAGUCGCAGGUUUCCUUUUCUUGUCAAUUCGUCUAGUUUUAUUCCGUAGGCUAUUUUGUAUUUCACAAUGAAGGAGAGGAGACAUACCCAGCCUUUUGUGGCGAGAUGUAAACUUGUGUUAGUUGGAGACGUUCAAUGCGGAAAAACGGCAAUGUUGCAAGUCUUGGCCAAGGACUCCUAUCCAGAGACCUAUGUUCCAACAGUUUUUGAGAAUUACACAGCCUGUCUUGAGCUUGAGGACCAGCGCGUGGAGCUUAGUCUUUGGGACACCUCAGGCUCUCCUUACUAUGACAAUGUGCGACCCCUCUGCUACAGUGACUCAGACGCGGUUCUUCUAUGUUUUGACAUUAGCAGACCGGACACAGUGGAUAGUGCACUGAAGAAGUGGAACACAGAGAUCCUUGAUUUCUGCCCCAGCACACGCAUCCUCCUGAUUGGCUGUAAGACAGACCUGCGCACAGACGUAUGCACGCUAAUGGAGCUGUCCAAUCAGAAGCAGACUCCCAUCUCCCAUGAGCAGGGUUCAUCCAUGGCUAAGCAGUUGGGAGCGGAGGCCUACCUGGAGUGUUCAGCUUUCACCUCAGAGAAGAGCAUCAACAGUGUAUUCCGCACAGCAGCCUUGGCCUGCCUCAACAAGUUGCAGCCCUCAUCCAAACCUAGCCCCACCCGACGCCUCUCCAAAAGGCUCCUCCACCUGCCCAGCAAGUCUGAGUUGCUCUCCUCCACUUUCAACAAGGAUAAGGCCAAAAGCUGCUCCAUCAUGUGAAUAAGAUGGCUGCUGGGGAGAGGCAUUCCAUUGACUGGCUCAGUUGACUGGAGGGUACUGGAUGCUUGGAGAUGAGGGGAUGUAGGGCGUGAAAAAAAGAGGACAACAUUUGCUCUGGACCCCUCUCUCCUCCACCACAUCCUGCCUACCCUCGCUGACAACCCCCCAUGUGGUCAUCUCCUUACUGUAGCUUCACACUGCCACAUGAUCCUCACCCUUCCCACGUUCCAACAUAAAUAUUAGUAAGCCUGAGUGUGAUUGAUGCUCAGUUUCUCUUCUUUCUUCUCCAAAGGUGGUUGUAAACACUGCAUUUGAUCACAUUACGUUGAUGAGACCUUUUCAGAAUGCAGUGGUGUGUGCUUUCUCCUAUCCAUAUCCAUCUUACUCAGUGUUAAUAUAAAAACGUGAUAUCAGCUGAAAGGCUCAGAUGGACACCUACAGUCAUGUGGUUAAGAAGACUGAAAAAGAGAGGCCGUAGUGUAGGUCCUUAGACUCCAUAUAUGAAGGAACCAUAACCUCAGCAGUAUUACAUCCAACAAAGUACCUUUGUAAGGACAGUGGGGUAUGGGGGAAGGAUAUGGCAAGCAGUGUCUUCAGUAGAAGCUGUGGGAAUGAGGAAGUACAACCAGGACGGAAGCAGUGCAAUGUGACUUCUCACUCACAUGGGCCUCCAGCAGUCUCGGGAGGGCAUGCUGUGACAGAUAAGACGGAGAGCCAUAUAAAGGAUGCGGGUAUUUGUUUUUUGUCACCCUUCCCCCCCUUUUAUGAGUUGCCAUCCAUCUCAGUUCUAAUUGCCUCCCUUCUGUAUCCCCGUUAUUACCUCAGGUAUUGAUUGAGAGGUUCGAGAAUGUGCUGUUUAUUAUUAUUUCUCUUGUGAUGCAGUAAAUGCUGCUCUAUGGACAGCAGCAUUACCUGUUCUCUUGAGGAAAUAUAUUAAGAAAUCUUGAUUUCACAUCAGCCCUUUCAUGUCCAUCUGUUUACUCUGAAAUGCCAAAAGCAGAAAGACCCCUGGCUAAUGUAAGCAUUUGGAUCAUUUCUCUUUCUAAAAUCUUCUGACUUGUGGUUACAUAAACCUUGAGCUUUUAUCUGUAAAUUGAAAGUUAAGUCAAGUAACCAUGAUGCCUAACCAAGCUGAAUCGUGCCUGGGAUCAGCUAAAUCUAGGUCCUCCUCCUGUGGCAAGGGUGACAGUCCAUCUGGGGUUCUUCAUUCCAAUAGUCUUUCAACUGAGUGUUCUUGUGGGUGUCUGGAUCAUGAUAUGGGAGGUGGGGUUUAAUGCAAAUGAACAAACAGGCUGGUCCUGUAUGUAGAAAGUUGUUUUAACAUUUUCUCACUUAUAUUUUCAAGUCUUUUGUGAUUAUUUCUGUUUUCAGAAAUACCUUUUUAAAACUAUUUGUUGUUAUCUUUGUUGAGGUCUUUAUUGAAUUUUCUGAAGUAAUCUGGUUUUAGGGGCUGCCAACAGCUGACUAAUUGAGAAUGGGUGAUUUGUAGGUUUGCACAGAGGCUCAGAGUUCCUCACCAUACAGAACACUGGAAUUUAAUGUGUUGCCUAGCAACACCAUGAGCAGGGCAAGAGCUGAGUCCUGGUGACUGGGAUGCCAUGGUUCCUGUGUCUGAGAAAGAAGGAUGGCUCUUCAGCAGGGAGCCUCACUUUUCAUUUUGUAGCAUCAGACAGGGGCCUUCUCUCACCAUGCUGAUGGCUGGACGGAUAACAAAUUGGAAUCAUCCCCAAACUGGUGGUGGCCGUUUUUUGGCCUUUUGGAAACAACAUAACCAUUAGUAGGCUAUAGUGCGUAGCAUGACCUUACAUCUGCAGGAGCUGUUGAGACUUAGUCCAUUUGACUGAGAGAUCAUGUCACAAAGGAAUCUCGUUUAUUUGCUGUGGACAGACUUUCUAUUGUUGUAGAUAUUUCUUUGUUGAGAUGGUUGUUGAACUCCAAAAGAUGUUAUACAAGGAAGUUGGUGUCAAGAUGAAUUAAUAUUAUUGUUCCCGGCGUGUUUAGGCCUUGCCCUAAACUAUGUUGAAGGCCUGUGCUUUUAACCAUCCUUUUAAUUUCUUGUUAAUGAAUCUGAAUAAAGAUAAUGUAUCUGUUCUUCAGAUACAUUACUUUUAUGCCUUUUUAUUCUUGGAGACUCACAACAUGUGUCACAGAUGCACAUUCUGUAGUAAACCCACGAAAAUAGAAAUUGAUCAAAUUGACAAAAGCAUCAAACCACAACACAGCAAUAACAGCACAAAAGCAUAGACAAACACGAAACGUUUGAAAUGUUUCAAAUCAAGUGGAAUAAUGCUUUUGUGUUGUCACUUAAUGCUGAGGUUUUGUACAUGUUUGUUUUUUCCAAUUAUAUUUUGUUAAUGCUAUUAUGUUAAGGGUUAAUGUUAUUGUGUUGUCAGCUUUUGUUUGCUUUGCUAAUGUUGUUUUGAAUAAAAACUUGAAUUGAUUGGCAUGGCUGAUAA